AUGUGUCUACGUAAUCAUGGCGGCAGCUACCUCACUUGGGGCUUUUUCCUGAUGCUGGAACCGCAGCUUGGUGCAAUCACCAACAUUCUUGCUAUAGUGCCGCCUGCACCGUCAUCAUCACUUACUUCACCUUCGGGUCCCACAGCGAAGGCGGCAGUUGAUGUUAGUUUCAUCAAUGUCGAUCCGUCAAUCGAGAAUUUGAUUGACAUGUUGUCCGGCAGCCAUACAGGUUUAACGAGUGGAUUUGAGCUUCUCAACGCCAUGAAGCUCAAACCCGCAUUUGGUGUUGGUUCUCCAACACUGGAAGUAAUUGCAUUCAUCGAGCGCAUCGAGAACACCGAUCCUAAUGCGCCGGACCUCUCAGAAGAUGACCUCGGAACGGCGUGGGGCCACUACCAGUUUACAGCUGGCUCAAUGACUUCUAGCUCUGUACUUACCUCAUGGGACAGCAUUGGGAAUGAUGCUGCGCGAAGGCUGAUUGCGGCUGCCAUGAAGACCUGCAAAGUUGCAAGGCAUGUAUGUUUUGUCAACGGGAUCGAGGCAAACACGUAUCUUAGCGACACGUACUUGGAGACGACCUUCGAAAUUCUUUGGCAGCUUUGGAAAGCAGCAGGAGGGCCCAUUGUGAAGGGUAAGAGCAAAGCUGUGCCACCGUCAGAUGCUCACACCAUGUCCACCACCGGUAUUCCUGAGUCCUCCGCCGCCACUCAGACUUCUGGUGUCUCUGCUUCGGCUGAUAAUGCUCAAUCCUCUCCUCGCACCAGUCCCCCUGUGAACGAUUCAGUCCCCUCCAACUCAUCUGGCACUGGCAAACUGGAGACCGACACGAGAGACUCUGACCCGAGUACAGAUGAGUUGUUCGAAUGGAUAAUUGAUCGGAAGUUGGCGGGCAACAUGAAGCUUGGCAAGAAGAGUUCCUCUAUGAAGAAAGACAAGCUGGUAUCAAUCAUUCUCUCUGCCGAAGCAAUGGGCCAGCCAUUGAAGGCAGAAGUUGAGACAAUCGUGCAGCAGCGUAAGGUCAAGAAGAUGGCCGCUUUGAAGGGUUGA
This is a messenger RNA of Sparassis crispa, 1047 nucleotides long. RefSeq lists its product as hypothetical. NCBI's taxonomy places the organism in Eukaryota, Fungi, Basidiomycota, Agaricomycetes, Polyporales, Sparassidaceae. The transcript is spliced from 7 exons. The record is from RefSeq and is a predicted model, not a curated record. Bases 1 to 1047 code for a protein of 348 amino acids.